This is a messenger RNA of Choloepus didactylus (southern two-toed sloth), 3105 nucleotides long. RefSeq names its product carbonic anhydrase 12 (gene CA12). Lineage: Eukaryota; Metazoa; Chordata; Mammalia; Pilosa; Megalonychidae. The transcript is spliced from 11 exons. Gene Ontology annotation, molecular function: zinc ion binding; carbonate dehydratase activity. The record is from RefSeq and is a predicted model, not a curated record. Gene Ontology annotation, cellular component: plasma membrane. Bases 79 to 1503 code for a protein of 474 amino acids.
UGGGGGGGCUUCUGAAUAGGGACAGCAGCAGACCAAGGCCGGGACCACCGCAGCGAGUCCCUGGACGCACCCCGUCCUAUGGCUCCAAGGCAGGCGGAUCUCACCCCAGCCUGCACGCUGCUCACCCAGAACUGGGUUCCCAGGCCGCCCAGCCUUAAAGCUGCCCGCGCGGCGCGCAGGAGGUCUGGGCUGCAACUCACCUCGGAACUGGGGCGCCAAUCUUCGGUAGGCAGGGCGUUCUUCCCCCCGCACGGUGACAUCAUUUGUUUGGGGCUGAGUCUCCCUAUAAAAGCAGCCUCGGGGAGCCGAGAGCCCGAAGAGCAAACCUGCUCGCCACGGCGCUCGGGCUGCGCGCACACCAUCCCUGCGCGCGCCCCGGGGCUGGGAGAGCCGCGCGAGAGGGAGCGGGAGCCGCCGGGGCAGGUCCCGGAGCGCCCCCCUGAGAUGUCCCACCUGCCCGCGGCCGCGGUCCUCCUGCUGGUCAUCUUAAAGGAACAGCCUUCCAGCCCAGCCGCAGUGAACGGAUCCAAGUGGACCUAUUUUGGUCCCGAUGGGGAGAAGAGCUGGUCCAAGAAGUACCCUUCUUGUGGGGGCUUGCUGCAGUCUCCGAUAGAUCUUCACGGCGACAUCCUUCAGUAUGAUGCCAGCCUGGCGCCCCUCAAGUUCCAAGGCUACAACACAUCUGCCGAUGAGCAGUUCGUCCUGACCAACAAUGGCCAUUCAGUGACAUUAAGCCUGUCCCCAGACAUGUACAUCCAGGGCCUCCAGUCCCGCUACCGUGCCACGCAGCUGCACCUGCACUGGGGCAAUGAGAAGGACCCCCAUGGCUCCGAGCACACUGUUGGUGGGAAGCACUUUGCUGCUGAGCUGCACAUUGUCCAUUAUAACUCAGACCUGUACACUGAUGCCAGCACUGCCAGUAACAAGUCCGACGGCCUCGCUGUCCUAGCUGUUCUUAUUGAGAUGGGCUCCUUCAGUUCAUCAUAUGACAAGAUCUUCAGUCACCUUCAAGAGGUAAAAUACAAAGGCCAGGAAGUGCACAUUCCGGGUUUCAACAUUGAAGAGCUGCUUCCUGAGAAGCCUGAGGAGUACUACCGCUACAAAGGGUCCCUGACCACACCUCCUUGCCACCCCACUGUGCUCUGGACGGUUUUCCGGAAACCUGUACAAAUUUCCCCGGAUCAGCUGCGAGCUUUGGAGACAGACCUGUACUGCACACGCGUGGGUGACCCUUCCCCGAGAGAACUGGUCAACAACUUCCGGCAGGUCCAGAAGUUUGAUGAAAGGCUGGUGUACGUCUCCUUCCAACAAGUGCAAGACUUCACCUACACAGGACUGAGUCUGGGCAUCAUCCUCUCGGUGGCCCUGGCUGGUGGUCUUGGCAUCUGCAUUGUCCUGGCAGUGUCCUUCUGGCUUUUUAGAAGAAAGAAGAGCAAAAAAGGUGACAACAAGGGAGUCAUUUACAAACCAGCCAUCAAGAAGGAGACUGAGGCCCACGCCUGAUGUCCCUGGCACUCCAAGGAAAGACCUUGCUUUGGACACUACAUACUUUGGCUCUUGGAUACUUGAAACACCUGAGGGUGUUCUCUGGCGCUCAACAUGCAAAUGCCCCAGAUUCUCUGGGGGCCUCUAACUGGGCACACUGACAGCCUGGUGCCACGGUCAUCCUCAGUGUGAUCAGUGGCUAGGAAGAGUUCUGGGGUCAGGAAGCAGGAAUUCUGAGCUGUUUGCUACAUCUGUGUGAGAUCAUUAAGUGGUCUGGAUUCUGGGAUCUCAAACCGAGCCACCUGCUGUUAUUGGUGGAGAAACACAUUCAUCCAGGGAUUCACUCAAGUGCAGUUUCAAGUGUCCUGGAAAUUCUGCUUAUUUUCCAACCUUUGGAGACCAGAAUGUGCUUAGGUUUUGCUUUUAAAACUCAGUUUCUUUUCUCAGGGGAGGGCUGUCCUCCUUUGAUUUCCUUCUGCUCUGACAAAAUGUUUAGUCUGACCUCACAAGUUGUAGAAAGAGUUGAUAUAAAGAAGGAUCAAGUUGUCAGAGGCAAAAAGAAAACAAGAGACAUACUUUGUAGUAUAUCAGGGGCGUUUUCAAAGUUCUGUCCUUUGGGUCAGAGGCAUUGAAUGGACCCUAGAGAAAGGCUGUUUCAAGUUUCAUUUCUUGGCGGGGAUGGGAAAGACAGGGGCAUGAGAAUACAGGUAUGGACUGGGAGAGUCUCACUUUGGAAUAGGUAAUUUUAUUUAAGUAGUUGGCCACACCAUAAAUGGGAGAAGGACAGAUUAUUAAGCCCAGACCCAACCUCCUGUCAGUGGAGCAGUUACAUUUUAUACUCUACAGAUUUUAUAAAUGACUAUGCUUUUCUCCUAAAAUGUGUUGCUGCUUUCUCUCCUAAGUAGAAGUGAGUUCUGAGAUGACACAAACUGCUCUGAAUCUGGAGGAGAUGGGCAAAAGCAAAAUGAUUAUCAAGCUUUGUCUCUUUUGCCCAAAUUUCGCUUCCAGCCACCUCUGCAAUGUCUCUACUGUUAACCUGGAGUUGGGACUUUUCUUCUCUGACUUUGAGGAUGAAAAUCCAUGGUUCAGCUAAAUACAUGUUCAAGCUAUAAAAGCAGGAAGUUAUCUGUGCAGGGACUGACACCAUUGUGGUAUUUAAGGACCAAUCAUAAUGGAAUACAGAGAUGCUUCAUGUUCUGCCCCCCUGUUCACAGAGACAAUUUCUGGGAAGACUUAACUCCUUCAUUUUCCUCCAAUAGAAGUGAUAGCUGUAUGGAGUUCAGUUAGUUCUACCACCAAGCCCUAUUUGCUAGCACCUUGCAGUUCAAGAGAACUAUCUGAUUCAUAAUCUCAUUUUGACAGCAUGGAAUGUCCUCUUGAAGCACAGGUUUCUUUAUAACAUCUUUUUCCAUCUACUUCUCCCUCCAAGUCUGAUAUAUGGAUGCUGAGAAUUUCCUCUCCUGUGCACUGUCACAACUCUUCAUAGUGAUGCCAAGACCACUGUAGCCUGAUGUGCUAGGCAGCAUUGCAAGUCAUCUAAUGGAGGGUUCAGACGUGUGUGUGAAUGAGACUUUGGACAGUCUUGGAGCUCGGUGGGGCUUCCCAGCCCUGCCUUUAGUA